This is a messenger RNA of Trifolium pratense (red clover), 721 nucleotides long. Its product is annotated as vacuolar protein sorting-associated protein 55 homolog. Bases 220 to 561 code for a protein of 113 amino acids. Gene Ontology annotation, biological process: late endosome to vacuole transport via multivesicular body sorting pathway. Lineage: Eukaryota; Viridiplantae; Streptophyta; Magnoliopsida; Fabales; Fabaceae. The record is from RefSeq and is a predicted model, not a curated record. Gene Ontology annotation, cellular component: endosome. The transcript has 5 exons.
UUCUUUAACAGUUUAACCCAACUCACGAACCUCCUGAGUCAUACAGAGAACGAAAGUAGAAGAACCCGUUGAUUGAUUGAUUGAUAAACAAGUCGAGAGAAAAACCACCAACGACUGUGCAGUUCCUUUCCGUCGCACUUGCAACCGCAAAGCGAACAGAUUGAUAGCUCCGAUCUCAACCAUGGCGAUGACCGUACACGCCUUGCUGGGUUGGCUUUUAUGUUUUCCUCUAGUAUUUUGCUUCAGAUUCUGGCAUGUGCCAUAUACAACAAUUGGUGGCCCAUGUUAUCAGCUCUGAUGUAUGUGCUGGUACCUAUGCCUUGUUUAUUCUUUGGAGGUGGGUCGACUCAAUUUCUGAUGAGCCGUGAUGGUGGGGGUUGGAUGGAUGCUGCAAAGUUUUUGACUGGAGCAUCAGCUGUGGGGAGCAUAGCCAUUCCUAUAAUCCUUAAGCAUGCUCACAUGAUUGAGACUGGAGCAAUGCUCAUUGAGCUAGUAUCGUUCUUCAUAUUUAUAUGCACUGUCAUGUGUUUCCACCAAGCGAGCCUUGACGACGAUUGGUGAUAAAGAAUUCCGUAGUUCUUACGUCUUGCUAGUCAUUAGGGAUUGUUACUCUUAAAAAGAAAACGAAGGAGUGAAACUUAUUACAGCCCUGGAAACAAAAGUGUAUGAUCAAACAUCUGGAAUGUAAAGUUCUACCAGUGAUUGCUUUUUCAUCAACUUA